AUGCGUCAUCUAGUGUCAAUUAAGGAUCUCACCGAUGAGGAGUUCACCGUGUUGGUGAACAGAGCUGAGCAUUUCAAAAAAGUGUUCAAGAACAAUGAUUCCACGGACUUCCAGAAGAACCAUUUGAAACUUCUUGGUAGAACUGUUGCUUUGAUCUUUUCCAAAAGAUCCACUAGAACUAGAAUAUCUUCCGAAGGUGCUGCUGCGUUCUUUGGUGCUCAGCCCAUGUUUUUGGGUAAGGACGACAUCCAAUUGGGUGUCAAUGAAUCCUUCUACGACACUACGAAAGUUGUCUCCUCCAUGGUGGCCUGUGUAUUUGCUCGUGUAAACAGCCACUCGGAGAUUCAAGCACUUUGCAAGCAUUCGAGCGUUCCAAUCAUUAACUCGUUGUGUGACCGUUACCAUCCGUUACAGGCAAUUUGUGAUAUGCUCACGAUUAAAGAACAACUAGAUUACGAGAAGAACAAAUUGAAAGUUACUUGGAUUGGUGAUGCUAAUAAUGUGAUCAACGAUAUGGCUAUUGCUUGUCUGAAGCUAGGUAUGGACGUUGCAAUUGCUACUCCAGCGGGCAUUGAGAUGGACCAAGAGAUCGUGGACGCUGCAGCAGAAAUCACAAAGAGGAAUGGGACCAAGAUUGAAUACACACACGACUCAAAGGCCGCCUCUAAGGGGGCACAUAUCCUUGUUACGGACACUUUCGUAUCCAUGGGUGAAGAAUUUGCGAAAGUGGCUAAACUGAAACAAUUCCAAGGAUUUCAAAUUAAUCAGGAACUGGCUGAUGUAGCAGACCCAAAUUUCAAGUUCAUGCACUGUCUACCAAGACACCACGAAGAAGUUACAGAUGAUAUAUUCUAUGGUAAACACUCCAUUGUCUUCGAAGAGGCUGAAAACAGAUUAUACGCUGCCAUGGCAGCAAUCGAUGUUUUUGUCAAUAACAAGGGCGAUUUCAACCACAUACAAGAUUGA
Molecule: messenger RNA, 966 nt
Organism: Huiozyma naganishii CBS 8797
Lineage: Eukaryota; Fungi; Ascomycota; Saccharomycetes; Saccharomycetales; Saccharomycetaceae
Gene: ARG3
Product: ornithine carbamoyltransferase
Exons: 1
Coding region: 1-966 (321 amino acids)
Biological process (GO): L-citrulline biosynthetic process
Cellular component (GO): mitochondrion
Molecular function (GO): ornithine carbamoyltransferase activity; amino acid binding
Source: RefSeq, a predicted model, not a curated record